UGCGGCUGUUGCUACGCUUUUGCAAUGACGAGCGCCAUAGAGGCGGGAAUAUGUCUGGACCAGGGGGCGCUGCCGUCGCUCAGCGAACAAGUCAUCGUGGACUGCUGUGGAGGCUACUACACGCACGGCUGCAGCGGCGGCUCUGUCAUACAGGCUUUUGACUGCGUCUAUGAUCUAGUCUCUAUGCCGUACGACAGCAACUACGCAUACACGGCGAAGAAAGGCACGUGUAAAUAUACAUACGGGAGAUACAUACCUCUCUACCGAUCCCAGCCGUUCUACUACAGCAAUAAGGAUGGCGAUGGUGAGGACAUGCUCUCUUUCUUCGUCUGCUAUGCACCGACCAUUAUAGCUAUAGCUGUUCCAACUAAUAACGACAGAUUCUACAUGUAUCGUGGUGGUAUCAUUGAUGAGCACACGGCAUGCGGUAAAACUAUAAACCAUGCCGUUGUAGCUGUCGGUAUCGGAGAAGAGAACGGAGUCCCUUAUUGGCUGGUUCUGAAUAGUUGGGGCACGCAGUGGGGCGAGGAUGGCUUUGUUAGGAUAAAGCGUGGUGACGGCAUAUGUAGCGUGGGCGAUUACUCGGUAGUGCCGCCUAUGAGUCACUGAGCCAUCGUGUUCCUCUUCAAUUCCUCGUACGGACACGUCAUAGGAAGUGAAUCGGAGGAAAUUACCCACUGUUCGCUAGUACUAGCUAGAUAAUUCAUGAAAAUGAACGGAUGCUUAGAUACGGCACGGCAUAAUCAAUCAAAUGUCAAAAUAUUACUUUGGUUAUUAGAUCUCUAUCUAAUAACAGGUGUGGGGGAAAAAAGAAAGAAUAUACAAGGAAACAUCAUUGUUAAUCAGACGAAACGUCGGUCCGGAUCAAUAAUAUGUCAUGAACGGCAACGUUGAUGUUUGGCCUCGUCAUUUAAAUUUGGGGAUUUUUCUUAUUAUUACUUGUGUGUAUUUGGUUAUUUGAAUAAAAGAUAAUCCAAUGCUGGGGAAAUUUACGCUGUUUUGGGAGUAUACUUUUAUCUUACAACUUGAAUCGG
Priapulus caudatus is the source of this 1034-nucleotide messenger RNA. RefSeq names its product pro-cathepsin H-like. The record is from RefSeq and is a predicted model, not a curated record. Bases 25 to 609 code for a protein of 194 amino acids. Gene Ontology annotation, molecular function: cysteine-type endopeptidase activity. The transcript has 6 exons. NCBI's taxonomy places the organism in Eukaryota, Metazoa, Priapulida, Priapulimorpha, Priapulimorphida, Priapulidae. Gene Ontology annotation, cellular component: lysosome.